Homalodisca vitripennis (glassy-winged sharpshooter) is the source of this 698-nucleotide messenger RNA. RefSeq names its product chromosome transmission fidelity protein 8 homolog. The record is from RefSeq and is a predicted model, not a curated record. Bases 285 to 614 code for a protein of 109 amino acids. The transcript is spliced from 3 exons. NCBI's taxonomy places the organism in Eukaryota, Metazoa, Arthropoda, Insecta, Hemiptera, Cicadellidae. Gene Ontology annotation, biological process: mitotic sister chromatid cohesion. Gene Ontology annotation, cellular component: Ctf18 RFC-like complex.
AUAAUAUAGAUGCUCCAAAUUAUGAAGGCAAGGUCAAAGGCAUUGCUGCAUUACAAAUACCAACAUUACUAACCUUGUGAGAUUCCCGCCAUAUCUUUAAAGUAAUCAAAACAAAACUUGCACUUUGCUUUGCAUUUGAGGUUAUGGUCACAAUUAUGUAUCUCUUUCUUUGUAUUUAAUUAAAUUGAAAUAUUUGUCAUUGAUGUUUGUUAAUAACCUGUUUUAUUAAUGAUUGGGUCACAUGAAAACCAUUGACUAGUCUAAACAAUUUAGUUAUUCAAAGGAUGACCAUUCUGGUAAAAAUGGAAAGUGAUCCUCCUUCGUGGGGAAUGCUUGAACUUCAGGGGGAUGUGGAAUCUAGAAACCAAACCCCCUUGGAGGACCAGUUUGUAGGUGACUUACACUUCACAUUUCAGGGCAACACUCCGGUUCUGAUUAUUGGGCACCACAUUCUGUAUGGGAAAGCAGUGACUCUGGAGAAACCGUUAGCCAUCUUGGAAAAGAUCCAGUUGCCCGACUCUACUGAAUAUAUUGUUAAGGCACUGGUCAAACACAAGCUUUUGUUCAAAACUAGGCCAAAACCUAUUAUAGCAAAUGUGCCCAAAGUCGUGUAGUAUAAGGAGGAUGAUAUAUGUACAGUUUUCAUACCAAUUUUGUUGUUAUUUAUUUGAGUGAGGAAAUAAACUUAAGAGAAAGUA